CUGCUGAAGGCUUGGGUGAUCAGAGCCUGAGGAAGAGCAGCGUUGCUGACUAACCAGGCUAGGAUGCGAGCUGCCCGAGUUUCGUGGAUGACUACCUACCUAGGUACCUGGGAAGGUAGGUAGGCUUCCACAGCCAGCGUCGAUACAAGAUACCACCACUCGCACAACCUGACUCGACAGAACGUCCCGAGCUUCAGAGAGACAAGGCCUUUUCCGGCUCCACAAAGUAUAGUAUCCAAGACAGCUCCGGAGAAACAACCCAGGAAAGUGUCCGCCAGUCACCAAACUGCCCCUCCAUCUCGCUGUUACACCCGCUUUGACGGCCCAACCCAUGGAUUCCUGAGACAUUUGCGUGGGGGAAAGCAGCCAUCAUCAUAAAGAGUAAAACGUACUCUGGAGGCCGCAUCCGGCAGGUACCUAGCCAUGAGCAUCGCCAACUACCCGUCACUCAGCCCGGAAGAGUUCUCCGAGGCCUGUCACCACUUGGACCGGCAGUAUUGCCGCGCCGAGUUGGGCCCGGAGCGGCUCCGGUGGAAGCUCAGGGUAUGUGCGGCCCUCGACACAGACUUUACCUUUGAAGGGGGAUACACUACGUACAUUCAAAUCAGGCGGCCGCUGCAGACGGACCUGGACCACGGUGACCUCUCGCUGGACCUUGACAACUUUUCAUUCUCUGAGGAUCCAAAGGGGGAUGCUGCACUUGCGGGGGACAGCGACAUGAUGGAUGCUGAGAAUUCGGACGAGGCGGUCCUCAUAAAACAACCGUCCCGUCUAGACGUCGGGGUAGCUGAAUAUGAAAUCCAUCUUCAUCCUACAUAUCGAGUGCCUUGUCUGUGGUUCACUUUACGUGGCCUCCCCGCCCAAGAACCCGCCUUCAAUAUCGACACCGUCUUCCGCCGCCUGGUACCCGACGAGUACAAGGCGGGCCUCCGCUCCCUUGGCGGAGUUGGUGGCAUCUCGGCCGAUCAUCACCCUAUCACGGGUGUUCCGUCCUUCUUCGUCCACCCUUGCCUGCUCGGGGAUGCCAUCUCCAAGUUCGAGUGCGACAGGACGAACUACCUCAUGAUUUGGCUCGGGCUUGUGGGAGGGUGCGUAGGCUUGUGGGUGCCCAAGGAAAUGGCAAUCCAAUGACGCGACCCUGGUCGUUUAACGGGUUCCGUCUCCUAUCGAUGUACCUGACCAUCGACUCGGUCCAUUAUUCAUCAUCGCUGUCCUCCUCCAUGGCCACAUCGUCGUCACUUUCGUCCUCGGAGUCACGGGUUCGCUUCUGGCCGCGAUCCCCUGGUGAG
Molecule: messenger RNA, 1289 nt
Organism: Ilyonectria robusta
Lineage: Eukaryota; Fungi; Ascomycota; Sordariomycetes; Hypocreales; Nectriaceae
Exons: 3
Coding region: 424-1131 (235 amino acids)
Biological process (GO): protein lipidation; macroautophagy; protein modification by small protein conjugation
Cellular component (GO): intracellular anatomical structure
Molecular function (GO): Atg12 transferase activity
Source: RefSeq, a predicted model, not a curated record